This is a messenger RNA of Caenorhabditis remanei, 729 nucleotides long. RefSeq lists its product as uncharacterized. Gene Ontology annotation, cellular component: endomembrane system. Gene Ontology annotation, molecular function: acyltransferase activity. The coding region runs from base 1 to 729 and encodes 242 amino acids. The record is from RefSeq and is a predicted model, not a curated record. Lineage: Eukaryota; Metazoa; Nematoda; Chromadorea; Rhabditida; Rhabditidae. The transcript has 3 exons.
AUGCUGUGUCUCUCACUGGUUACUGUAUUCUUCGCCACCUACUUUGGAUUCAUGUUGCCCGUGAUGUGGGCAAGAACUAUAUGGCCUCGCCUCUACUGGUUCGUCGAGGGAAAACUCUACCGUUGGCUUCAAUCGUUCAUCGCCUACUGGGGCUACACCGCUGGGUACGAUGUCUACGAAUACGGAGAUGACGUCACGACGUACUACCGUGACGAGCGAGUUCUGAUGAUGUGUAACCAUCAGAGCACAGCCGACGUGCCAACUCUGAUGACAGUACUCCAGAAUAAGGGCGUGGCGAGUCGAAAGACGUUAUGGUUGAUGGAUGUAAUGUUCCGAUGGACUCCAUUCGGAAUUAUUGGAAAUAAUCACGGAGAUUAUUUCAUUCAACAGGGAAAAGCGACGAGGGAUAAAGAGUUGAUUCGACUCAAAAAACAUUUGCAUGACGUCUUCUGGGAUAGAGAUAGACGAUGGGUUAUUCUAUUUCCGGAAGGAGGAUUCUAUUAUAAACGUGUUGAGAGCAGUCAGAGCUACGGUAAGAAGAACGGUUUCCCUCAUCUCCUCUACACGACUCUCCCCCGAAUGGGCGCCGUGAAGGCAAUUCUGGAAGAAGUGGGACCACGAGUGAGCCAAGAUGACGAUGAGCCAAGAGAGAGGAGUAAUAGUAAAUUGAAGUUGUUGAAGGAUACGGUCGGCGCGAUUCGAGAGAAGAAAUAUGUCAAGGGUGGGUAA